CUUGAGCGCAGGCGGCGGGAUUUGGCUGGGGACAAUAGAGCAGCUGAGCGCUCAACGUUAUCCGGCCCGGACUGACGGCCGCCGACAUCGAUGUGUGAACUGCUCACCCAACACACGACCUUCGCUGGACUAUCCCGCGCACGUUGACCUUAAUGGCAGCGCCCGUUGCGCACAAGCUAAACCCGCCGUUCCGAGGCGAUCACAACGGCUCGUUCCUGCGCCCCAAGGAGCUCUUGGAGGCCCGAAAGCAGGCAUACGAGGGCAAGCUGUCCCCCGAAGACCUCAAGAAGCUUGAAGAUAAGCACAUCGCUGAGCUAGUCAAAAAGCAGCAGGAUGUGGGCAUCCGCGCGACCACCGAUGGCGAGUUCAGGAGACAGUACUUCCAUCUGGAUUUCUUGAAGAAGCUCGAUGGUGUAACGGUGACCGGAGCAAUCAGGUCCAUCGAAGGCAAGGGAGGUAUGAUGCCUCCCCAAUUGUCUGUGACCGACAAGCUCGGCCUGUCAAAGCCUAUCGUGGUCGAUGACUACAAGUAUGUUCAAUCCCUCAUCGAUCCGUCGAAGGGAUAUGUACCCAAGAUCAACAUCCCGUCGCCAACUAUGGCUCACUUCCGGGGUGGCCGGGCCGCGAUCAGCAUCGACGCGUACCCUGACUUAGAUAUGUUCUUUGAAGACUUGGCCAAGGUCUUCCGGCUGGAGAUCGACGCGUUAUACGCAGCUGGAUGCAGGUACAUACAGCUCGAUGAUACCAACCUAGCCUACCUAUGUGACCCCGAGAUGAGGAAGUCAGCGGCUGACCGUCACGGCGAUGUCAAUGCCUUGCCUCGUCAAUACGCCAAACUCAUCAACGCCUGCAUCGACCAUCGCCCAGACGACCUCCGCAUCGCCAUCCACCUUUGCCGCGGGAAUUACCGCUCGACCUUCUUCGCCUCUGGUGGCUAUGAGCCCGUGGCGGAGGUGUUAUUCCGAGAGCUGAACGUCGACUGCUACUUCCUCGAGUGGGAGAACGAGCGGAGUGGAGACUUCAAGCCUCUGAGGUUCCUGCCGCCAGGCAAGGUUGUGGUGCUCGGCUUGGUCUCGACGAAGGAGUCGGCGAUGGAGAAGAAGGAGGAUAUUAUCGCUAAGAUUCACGAGGCGGCCAAGUACGCGCCGCUGGAGCAGCUUGCGUUGAGUCCUCAAUGCGGGUUUUCGUCCACGGAGGAAGGAAACAAUAUUUCGGAAGAGACGCAGUGGGCGAAGAUGAAGCUCGUGCUGGAGAUAGCGAAGGAAGUGUGGCCGGACGCGUAGUAGUCCCCAGCUCUUGAAGGACCAUGUAUACUAUGUUUUCUUGGAUUGCUGAGUACGGAAGGGCCUUACUGUAUGUAGGAAAAUAACGAAGACACACAUUGACUGCGGCAA
Schizophyllum commune H4-8 is the source of this 1394-nucleotide messenger RNA. Its product is annotated as UROD/MetE-like protein. Lineage: Eukaryota; Fungi; Basidiomycota; Agaricomycetes; Agaricales; Schizophyllaceae. The transcript is spliced from 5 exons. The record is from RefSeq and is a predicted model, not a curated record. Bases 153 to 1283 code for a protein of 376 amino acids. Gene Ontology annotation, molecular function: 5-methyltetrahydropteroyltriglutamate-homocysteine S-methyltransferase activity; zinc ion binding.